Molecule: messenger RNA, 796 nt
Organism: Gracilinanus agilis (Agile Gracile Mouse Opossum)
Lineage: Eukaryota; Metazoa; Chordata; Mammalia; Didelphimorphia; Didelphidae
Gene: NCF1
Product: neutrophil cytosolic factor 1
Exons: 6
Biological process (GO): superoxide anion generation; respiratory burst
Cellular component (GO): cytoplasm; NADPH oxidase complex
Molecular function (GO): superoxide-generating NADPH oxidase activator activity; protein binding
Source: RefSeq, a predicted model, not a curated record
UCCUGAAUCUGAUGAGCUAGAAGUUCUUCCUUGGGUCUCCUUCGAGACUACCUGCCGUAGUGAAGGGGUAGUUAGACAUGUGAAAGAGGAUGCAGGUAGGUACCAAGAUGUUGGAUCUCUUCCUUAUAGGGUGAAGAAGCCAGAGACAUAUCUGAUGCCCAAAGAUUCCAGGAACAAUGUUUCGGACAUCACUGGCCCCAUCAUCUUGCAGACCUACCGAGCGAUUGCAGAUUAUGAGAAGAACUCAAAUACGGAGAUGACCUUGAAGUUGGGGGACUUGGUGGAUGUGGUGGAGAAAGGACAAAGUGGCUGGUGGUUUUGCCAAACAAAGGCCAAACGUGGCUGGGUACCAGCUUCUUUCCUGGAGCCCAUAGACAGCCCAGAUGAGUCUGAAGAACAGGAGCCCAAUUACGAAGGAGAACCCUACGUCACCAUCAAAGCUUAUACUGCCGUGGAGGAGGAUGAGAUGACCCUGGAAGAAGGGGAAACCAUCGAGGUUAUCCACAAGCUGCUGGACGGCUGGUGGGUCAUCAGGAAAGAUGACAUCACUGGCUACUACCCAUCCAUGUACCUGCAGAAGUCUGGGCAGGACAAUACCCAAGCCAAGAACCUCAUCAAGAAGAGGGGGGCUCCUCCCCGCAGGUCUUCGAUCCGCAAUGCUCAGAGCAUGCACAAGUUAGCCCGGAAGCGCAUCAGCCAAGAUUCCUACCGGAGAAACAGCAUCAGAUUCAUUCAGCAAAGGAAGAAGAGCCGACAGCUCAGUGCCCAGGAGGAGGAGAGGCACAUCGGUGAGCCU